UUGCUUUACUGACUAAGGUAGGAGGACAUGAACUGUCAAACGCUGCAACAGUGGAACACUUCACAUCUUCUCUCUGUCAAUGUCUAUAUCUUUUCUUUGAUAACAAACUGAAAUUAAUGUUUCUGGCAAAAUUACUCCGAAUUUCCGAGCUUCACUUUAAUGGUAGGUGCAGGCUCUGAGAUGUGGCUGAACGAGGGAGGAAUCAGUUGCAGGUUCCAGUUUCAGGUCCAGCUUCUCUGCAAAUGCAAAUUCUAUUUUGAUGCCCAAAUUUACUGCAAGUGAAGUAAGGCAUGAUUCUUAAUAACACUUUAGCCUCUUAAAUCUUUUCUUGUUUAUUUGUUUGUUUGUUUUUUGUUUCUCCAAAAUCUAAAACUUUAAUGAAAAAACUCUGAAACUUCUGUCGGCUGUCAUGGUUUUCCUGCCAAUAUUAUUCAAAUACACCCUCUUCCUUUUCCCUCUUCCACUUCAUACUUAUUAGUAUCCCCUCGAGCACACCCUCAGCUCCUAAAUCCAAUCAAGUACAAAAGAUCUGUUAUUGAGGCUGAGGAACUUGCCAAGUAGUCACUUAUCUUCAAGGAUCUUCACUGCGAAGUCUUGUCUUCUACAACAGAUGCAUGCCGCCUUCCUGAAAUCUAAAGCUAUAUUUCAUGUCAUGGCCGACUCUUCCACAGAAAUGGUUAUUUUUCUUCUUCUUCUAGCGGCGUUGGCCGCCGUUGUAAACCCUGCUGCUGGUGCUACGCUUCAUGAUGAUGCCUCAGUGCUGGCAUCCAUGAAAGCAGGGUUCCAGUCUUCCAUCCCGGAGCUGGAAAGCUGGAGUGAAGCCAAUCUGACCUCAGUGUGCUCGUGGUUUGGCGUCCGGUGCGACCUCGGCCGCGUGGCCGGCGUCGACCUCUCUAACUUGAACAUUUCCGGCAGUAUGCCGGUCGACGUCUCAGGCCUCGACGCGCUGGUGAACCUCUCGCUCGCCGGGAACCAGCUCGAGGGCGAGAUUAAGCUCGCCAACUUACCGGGUCUUCGGUUCGUGAACAUUUCGGGCAACUUGCUCGACGGCGGGCUCGAGUGGAACUUCGAGAGCUUGCGGAGCCUGGAGGUGCUCGACGCCUACGACAACAACUUCACCGCCGAGUUGCCGUCCGGCGUCGCGAAUUUGAGUCGACUACGGUACUUGGACCUCGGCGGAAACUACUUCACCGGGAGGAUUCCGGCGAGCUACGGGAGUUUGGCCGCGUUGGAGUACUUGUCGUUGAAUGGGAACGAUCUCCGCGGCAGAAUUCCCGGUGAGAUUGGCAACUUGACGAGACUCAGGCAGCUCUACUUGGGCUACUACAACGUGUUCGACGGCGGCAUCCCAGCGGAGCUCGGGAGGCUCGCCGCCACCCUAGUGCAUCUCGACCUCUCCAGCUGCGGCCUCGAAGGGGGCAUCCCGGGCGAGCUUGGCGACCUCGCCAACCUCGACACGCUCUUCCUCCAUUCCAAUCGCUUGUCGGGGCCGAUCCCGGCGGCGCUCGGCAACCUCACUCUGCUCACCCUGCUCGACCUCUCCAACAACGCGCUCACCGGGGAGGUACCCCUCGAGCUCGCCGCGCUCGCCGAGCUCACCCUGCUCAACCUCUUCAUCAAUCGGCUCCACGGCUCGAUCCCUGACUUCGUCGCCAGGCUGCCAAAGCUAGACACGCUGCAGCUGUUCAUGAACAACUUCACCGGCGUGAUCCCGGAGAAGCUGGGGUCCGGCGGCCGGCUCCGCGUGCUGGACCUUUCGUCGAACAAGCUGACGGGCACCAUUCCUGGCGAUCUCUGUCCGCUUAACCAGCUCAAAGUUUUGAUCUUGUUGAACAAUUUCUUGUUUGGACCGAUCCCUGAGAGCUUGGGCAAGUGUUGGAGCCUCACGAGAGCGAGGCUUGGGCAGAAUUAUCUCAAUGGCAGCAUUCCCUCGGGGAUUCUCUACUUGCCCAGUCUGAACUUGUUAGAGAUGCAGAGCAACUACCUCUCUGGUUCAAUACCACCCAAUGAUGAUUCCGGACAGAGCAGCUCCCAAUUGGCGCAGAUUAACUUAUCCAACAAUUUGCUUUCUGGUUCAAUUCCUCCGUCAAUCUUCAAUCUCUCCUCGAUCCAGACCUUGCUGUUGGGCAACAAUCAACUCUCCGGCGAGAUCCCCGGUGACGUCGGAGAACUCCGGCACGCGGCCAAGCUUGACUUUAGCCACAAUGCUCUCUCCGGCGCGAUUCCGUCCGAGCUCGGGGCUUGCACCCAGCUCAUAUACUUGGAUCUCAGCCAGAACAACCUCUCCGGGCCGAUCCCGGGCGAGAUCGCCAGGAUCUCGGUACUCAACUAUCUCAAUCUCUCGCGCAACCAUCUGUGCGACUCGAUUCCGCGAUCCAUCUCGGAAUUGCGAAGCCUCACCGCGGCGGACUUCUCCUAUAACGAUCUCUCCGGUGAGGUGCCUGCCGUCGGCCAGCUGGCCUACUUGAACGCUUCGGCAUUCGCGGGCAACGCCGCUCUGUGCGGGGCGGCGACGGGUCAGUUGUGCAAUGUUCACCCGGCGGCGGCGAUGUCGCGGCCUCCCGCCGGCAGGGGCCGCGCAGGGAGCGAUUUCAAGCUGAUCGUCGCGCUGGGACUGCUGCUCUGCUCGCUGGUGUUCGCCGCAGCGGCGGUGGCUCGGGCCCGAACGUACCGUCCCGGAGGGGGCAGGGCGGCGGGGGAGUGGCAGCUGACGGCAUUCCAGAAGGUGGGGUUCGGCCUGGCGGAGGUGCUGGAAAGUAUGAAGGAAGGGAACGUGAUCGGGCGCGGCGGCGGAGGGACAGUGUACCUCGGUCGCGCGGGGGGCAGCGAGAUCGCGGUGAAGCGGCUGCGGGGUGGCGGGCAUGACCACGGCUUCCGGGCGGAGGUGCGCACUCUGGGGAGCAUCCGCCACCGCAACAUCGUACGUCUGCUAGCGUUCUGCAGCGACGGGGAGACGAACGUGCUGGUGUACGAGUACAUGGGGAAAGGCAGCCUGGGCGCGGCGCUGCACGGCAAGGGAGGCGGCGCAUCCCUCGGCUGGGGAAGACGCUACCGGAUAGCCAUGGAGGCGGCGCGGGGGCUCUGCUACCUGCACCACGACUGCAGCCCGCGGAUCGUGCACCGCGACGUGAAAUCCAACAACAUCCUUCUCGACGCGAGCUUCGAGGCCCACAUCGCCGACUUCGGCCUCGCCAAGUUCCUCCACCACGACGGCGCCGCCUCCGAGAGCAUGUCCGCCAUCGCCGGAUCCUACGGCUACAUCGCUCCAGAGUACGCGUACACCCUCAAAGUCGACGAGAAAUCCGACGUGUACAGCUUUGGCGUGGUGCUGCUCGAGCUCGUCACCGGUCGGCGGCCGGUGGGCGACUUCGGCGACGGCGUCGACAUCGUGCAGUGGGCGAAGUUCGCGACGGGCGGCAGCCGGGACGGCGUGGCGGCGAUCGUCGACCCUCGACUCGGCGUGGGGGCGCCGCCGGCCGACGAGGUCGCGCACGUCUUCUUCGUGGCGAUGCUGUGCGUGCAGGAGAACAGCGUGGAGCGGCCGACGAUGAGGGAGGUAGUGCAGAUGCUGUCGGAGUUCCCCCACAGGCUGCCGGAGAGCUGCAGCCACCAGUCGCCGCCCCAGCUAGUUCCGGAUCUUUUGACCUAGUUGUAAUUCUGAUACUUGGUAGGACCGAAUAACUAAAUUGCCGGGGCGCAUAAGGGCCUCUCUGUAAAAUAGGUAAUUAUGUUGAGGUUGUUUUAAUUAAUGGACGAUGAUGUAUUGUAUUAUUCUUUCCUUUAAAUUUUCUGUCCUUUUUUAUAAA
This is a messenger RNA of Zingiber officinale, 3806 nucleotides long. RefSeq names its product leucine-rich repeat receptor-like serine/threonine-protein kinase BAM1. The record is from RefSeq and is a predicted model, not a curated record. Gene Ontology annotation, molecular function: protein kinase activity; ATP binding; receptor serine/threonine kinase binding. Gene Ontology annotation, biological process: protein phosphorylation. The transcript has 2 exons. Lineage: Eukaryota; Viridiplantae; Streptophyta; Magnoliopsida; Zingiberales; Zingiberaceae. The coding region runs from base 611 to 3649 and encodes 1012 amino acids.